Messenger RNA from Rotaria sordida, 1518 nucleotides. The record is from the annotation of a GenBank genome assembly. NCBI's taxonomy places the organism in Eukaryota, Metazoa, Rotifera, Eurotatoria, Philodinida, Philodinidae.
AUGGGUGACUACUCGAAAGCACUUGAAUUUUACGAAAAAUCACAUCAAAUCCUCGAAAACGCUCUGCCUUCGAAUCAUCCCAAUUUGGCUAGUUCCUACAACAACAUCGGUGUAGUGUAUUACAACAUGGGUGAUUACUCGAAAGCACUUGAAUUUUACGAAAAAUCACAUAAAAUCACCGAAAAAGCUCUGCCUCCGAAUCAUCCCUCAUUGGCUUUUUCCUACAACAACAUCGGUGCAGUGUAUAACAACAUGGGUAACUACUCGAAAGCACUUGAAUUUUACGAAAAAGUACUUAAAAUAAGAGAAAAAGCUUUGCCUUCGAAUCAUCCCGAUUUGGCUGCUUCCUACAACAACAUCGGUCAAGUGUAUGACGACAUGGGUGACUACUCGAAAGCACUUGAAUUUCACGAAAAAUCACAUCAAAUCUACGAAAAAGCUCUGUCUCCGAAUCAUCCCUUAUUGGCUACUUCCUACAACAACAUCGGUCAAGUGUAUAACAAUAUGGGUGACUACUCAAAAGCACUUGAAUUUUACGAAAAAGCACAUAAAAUAUACGAAAAAGCUCUGCCUCCGAAUCAUCCCUCAUUGGCUCUUUCCUACAACAACAUCGGUGGUGUGUAUAACAAUAUGGGUGACUACACGAAAGCACUUGAAUUUUGCGAAAAAGAUCUCGAAAUCAAGAAGAAAGCUCUGCCUCCGAAUCAUCCCUUAUUGGCUACUUCCUACAACAACAUCGGUGGAGUGUAUGACGCCAUGGGUGACUACUCGAAAGCACUUGAAUUUUACGAAAAAGAUCUCGAAAUCACGAAAAAAGCGCUGCCUUCGAAUCAUCCCAAUUUGGCUAGUUCCUACAACAACAUCGGUGGAGUGUAUAAGAGCAUGGGUGACUACUCGAAAGCACUUGAAUUUUACGGAAAAGCACUUAAAAUCACCGAAAAAGCUCUGCCGUCGAAUCACCCUCAUUUGGCUGCUUUCUACAACAACAUCGGUGGAGUGUAUAACAACAUGGGUGACUACUCGAAAGCACAUGAAUUUUACGAAAAAUCACAUCAAAUUCUCGAAAAAGCUCUGCCUCCGAAUCAUCCCAAUUUGGCUAUUUCAUAUGGCAACAUCGGUCAAGUGUAUAAGGACAUGGGUGACCACUCGAAAGCACUUGAAUUUUACGAGAAAGCACAUAAAAUCUUCGAAAAAGCUCUGCCUCCGAAUCAUCCCUCGUUGGCUAGUUCCUACAACAACAUCGGUGCAGUGUAUGACAGCAUGGGUGACUACUCGAAAGCACUUGAAUUUUACGAAAAAUCACAUAAAAUAAGAGAAAAAGCUCUGCCUUCGAAUCAUCCCUCAUUGGCUAUUUCCUACAACAACAUCGGUAUGGCAUACUCUGGCAAAGGAGACUACUCGAAAGCACUCUCAUUCUUAGAAACGGCACUUUCUAUCUGGCAAAAAUCACUUCCACCUAACCAUCCUAAUAUUAAAACAGUCACAAAUUUAAUUGACUAUGUAAAAAAGAAAAUGUAA